Molecule: messenger RNA, 4914 nt
Organism: Ictidomys tridecemlineatus (thirteen-lined ground squirrel)
Lineage: Eukaryota; Metazoa; Chordata; Mammalia; Rodentia; Sciuridae
Source: RefSeq, a predicted model, not a curated record
CCAAGACUGAGCCCUCGAGGCAAACCACUUGCCUUCCCAGUUCGCUGGAGUCAUCAUUGCGGGUACCACAAGUGACCCGUAUGGCAGUCAUGCCCUUUGUUUUCCUCCUCUUUCUCUCCUGCCCCUUCCUACUUCUGCUACUAGAUGUUAAGGAUAGGACAGGGCCUUGUUCAUGAGACAACUAAGCCUAGAGGAGAGAGUCAAGUAUAGCUUGGCCCUCCAUGUGCCUUACCUCCUCCAGGGAGACGGCUUGCAAGGGGUUUGGGAUCAUCCAGUGAUUUCUCACACCAAGUCAAUAUUAUGAUUUGGAAUGAGCACAAAAGCCCUUCUCCAAUUAUUAGGAAGUCUGAAUCCAGAACAGAAGAAAAUGGCAAAAAAGGAAUGAAGAAAAUGGGAAGGCAAAUGUGGGCAGCCUUGUUCCCUUACCUCGAUAAGACUACUUUAUGAGUGGUGAGCCCUACCAUUAAAGCCUCUCUGGAUACCAGAAGUGUAUGUAGACAAGGAAAACGAUCCAUUGAGAAAUUUCUGCCAAACCCCACUGUUCUGCUUGCAAGACAGUCUCAAUAACAUACUUAUUCAGGAAAUGCAAAUUAGGCUUUAUAAAUUACAGAGAAACAAACAAAUCCCAGAAGAUUAAAGAUCAGCUCUUGAAAGAAUAAAUCGUGCAGCAUUUACAGACUUGGAUAAUGUGCGAACAUUUUAAGUGCCUAGGACAGGAUGAGAAGACCAAGUCGCUCCUCCCAGAGACUCAAAGGAGGAAGAUACAUCAAUGGACAAAACAACAUGGCUUGUCGAUUGUCAUUGUGUUCCACCACUGUGGUAGAGUCUACCAUUCUUGGUCACCAAGAUAAUAUGUAAAUCAGUUCUUGAUGGGUAUCUAGUCAUUUGUGAAGCUGACUAGAGUUGAAAGGACAUUUUAGGCAAUGGGAAGAGAUACUCUGUUCUACAAAUCUUAUAAUUCUGCUGGAGGAUGAAAUCUUUGCCGAUUUUUUCAAUACGUUUCUUUCUCUCCCGGUCUUUGGUCAGACCCCAUUUUAUCUUGUUGAAAAAUCACAGUGGAACUUGUGGCCAGAAAUACCUCGCGACUUGUCCAUUAUUAGCAAUUGGAAUUCAUCUCUCAUGUCUACUGUGAUUGGGGAUAGUAGACGUUUGGAAUACUAUGCUGAGAAAAACCUUGAGCCACAUUUAAGCAAAAAGAGCCCAGGAAUUGAUUGACAAUGGCUGCUUUGGGUGGGAUACGAUGUGACCAUCUCUAGUCCACACAGAUUGCCAAAUACAAAGGACUAUUGACCUGGUUGGAAAAAUAUCGGUUACCUUUCUUCUGCAAAACAAACUUGUGUUUCAAUUACAUUCUCUGUCAGGAAUUAAUCAGUUUCAUUAAGUCUGAAGAAGGAGCCAAGAUGAUGAGAUGGAAGACGGCAGACCAGUGGCUACUGGAGAAAUGCAUUGGCGGAGUCAGAGGGAUGUGGCGCUUCUGCUCCUACCUCAAGGGCAGCGCAGGUGAAGAGUUGGUGGAUUUCUGGAUCCUUGCUGAGAAGAUCCUGAGCAUAGAUGAGAUGGACCUGAAAAUGAGAGACCACUACCUGUCCCUCCUUCUCAUGCUGAAGGCCAACCAUCUGCAGUCGGGGUCCAGGGUAGUCAAGCUCUGCAACGUGAACAUCAACUCCCUCCUGAACCUCUCCAUCUGGCAUCCCAACCAGUCAACCACCAGAAGGGAGACCCUGAGCCACAUGCAGAAAGUGGCUCUGUUCAAAGUCCAGAGCUACUGGCUCCCCAACUUCUACACCCACGCCAAGGUGGCAAUGGCCAGUGAGGAGGCCUGCCAGGGCCUGAUGCAGGAGUAUGAGACUCGCCUGUACAGCGUUUGCUACACCCACGCGGGAGAACUCCCUCUGAACAUGAGCAUCAGGAAGAGUUUCCAUUGCGAAAAACAUUACUCAAGCAAGAAGGCCAGGAGGAGGAUGUGGCACAUGGCAGAAACGGACCCUCGCUUUCUGGAAUCCAGUCCCAAGGUGGAUAGCAGGACUAUGCCUACACAGGAGAUGAGUUCUCAGAAGAUGGUGUCACAGAUGUCUUCCCUGACAAUAGUGGCUUCUUCAAAGGAGUCAAUAAUCAGUUCCUUAGAAAAUGAUGAUCCCUGUGCUAAGAAGUUCACUACGAAGAAAUCCAAGGGCCACCUCCUCAUGGAGGGCCUCUUUGAGACAAGGUUUUCCACCCAAAUGAGGACUUCCACCCCUAUCAUUAAUUAUUCUUCACAGAUGACAAUCCACAAGGCCAUGAGGAAAAGCCUCCCCCUGGGGUACACAUAUUGGGCACUGUGUGCUGACAUCCAUGCAGGGAGUCCCUUCCGGCACUACCUAAAGAAGAUGAAAUUGAAAGUGGAGAGACGACUCCUGGACCUGUGGCAGGACCUACACCAUUUCCUGCGUGUUCUGAUGAAUAACAGGAAUAAUGGAAAUGCCAUCUUUCGUCACAUGCUGGGUCACAGGAUCUGUGAGCUCUACUUGAAUGAGCAGCUUGGUCCAUGCUUACCACUCAAAUCUCAGACCAUUCAAGGCCUGAAAAAGCUGCUGUCUUCCGGGGAUGUGACCCCCUGGAUUCCCAAAGCCCAGAGGGAAAUUUGCAAGAUACUCAGCCCCUGCUAUAAUGAGUUCCUGAAUGAAGAGGACUACUGGUUUCUCGUUUUUACAACUCAGAAACGGUUCAUCAAAAACCGGUGCCAUAGAAGAAAAUCUAUAAGCAGAGAAGAGAACAUUCUUCUUUAUAAGAGGAUGCAGAAAUCUCUGGAGUUAACCCAGGCCUUGGCUAACAUGGAGAAAAUGGAUUCGAUGCAGUGGCCAAAUGUAGCGACUGAGAACCUACGCCAAGCUGGGUCUCUCCAGGUAGAACUGCAGUCUCCAGUGUUUCUGGAAGACAUAAACAACCUGACUUUUGAGGAACUCUGCUUUAAGUAUCCAAAGGUGGCCAUAAAGAAGAUCAGUGAUGACUACAAGUUAUACUGUGAGAAAGCACCUCUCAUAGAUUUUAAAGUGCAAAUUGUCAAGGAACCAAAGGUAAUUACAGCCCCACAAAGGAAAAUAUCCUUCUCCAAAAAAUCUGGUACUAGGAAGCUCUCAGUGAGACCCAGGAACUUGACAGAAGUCCUCCUAAAUUCACAGUACCUGGAGCUCUUCAGGGAGUUCCUCAGAGAACAUAACGCGGAAGGCCCACUACUAUUCCUGAUGGCUGUACAGAGGAUGAAUUCGAAAGCCAACGAGAAGACUUACAUGUCUUCACUGGAAAACAUAAUCCAGACUUUCUUCCACGGCAAAAUCCCUCCUGAAGAAAUGCUGCAGUGCGAUGCCCCUCUCAUCAAAGAAGUCUCUGAAAUGAGUCAAGUCAGUACAACCACAUUGCUAAUGGUCCAGAGCCACGUCAUGAAAUCUCUGGAUGAAAAGUGGUUUAAGGAUUACCAAGAUAUAUUCCCGUUUCCUCCUCCUUCUCCGGAGGUGGAGCCUGAAGCACCAGCUCUGCCUAAGAAGCCCUCAAAGAUAACAAUGUACCUGCUGGAAUCCCAGAAAAAAGGGUGGCUGAAAAUGACCAGCUUUAUCAAGAGCUUUUGCAAGUACCGAAAAUUUAUUUCAAAUCCCAGUAAGCGCCAGGAAUUCAUAGACUAUCUUCACUUGGAAAUGUGCAAUAGCAAAGACAAUUUCCCCGGGUCACCCAGUUUAUCAGUACGUCCAAUCCCAUUGUCCACCAACAUCCGGAGUGCAGACCCAGAGAAUGGAGAGAUGACCCUUCUAAAGCGCCGUAUAUAUGGUCACAGGGUCAUCAUUGUCAACUUUGCAAUUAAUGAUUUAUAUUUCUUAUCUGAAAUUGAGAGAUUCAAUGAUUUGGUGAGUUCAGCUCACAUGCUGCAGGUCAACAGGACAUACACUGAGAAUGACCUACUGCUGCUGCGGGCCAAAAUUAACAUUAUCCUAAGGCUCUUCCUGAAUUCUGAUAUCCCUCCAAAGCUGAGGGUGAAUAUCUCUGAGUCCCAGAAGGAGGCUAUCCUUGCUGCAGUUUCAGAGGGCCACCUGGAUCGGACCACCUUCCACGGGGCUGUCAUGUCCAUCUUCCCCGUCAUUAUGUACUUCUGGAAAAGGUUCUGUGCUUGGAAGGCAGCCCGCUCUUACCUGCAACACAUGGGAAAGGGGAUGAAAGACAGAAAAUGUGCUUCUAAACCUGCAUACAAAUACCCUCCUUCAAGUGGAGGAGACCAGGGCGUCCUAAGAUUCACCCUGCUCAGAGGUGUGGAGUGGUUUGGGCCUCAACAGCGGGGGGAUGCAAGUUCAAUCCAAAAUUCAUCAUCUGGAAACCUUUCCCAACCGAGAGCUGUACCAUCUGCCUUGCAGCUGGGUCCUUUCCUGGGACAAAAAUUGCUCCAACCCAAAAAGAAGAAGUAAUCACGUCGGGCUCCACUGAGGCAAAUCAUCUCUCAGACGCCUCCCAAUGCUGUCAGAACCUUUUCUGGUCAGAAAUGAAAUGCCCUGAUGCCAUCUGCCCCUAGAAAAAUCAAGAAGGGACUAUAGAACAACAGCUCAGACACGGCAGGAGAAGACCGUGAUGGGAAGCACAAACAACCCAUUCACACUAAAGAGUGACAGAAAGAGGGAGAGGAAAGAAGAAAGAACAAGAGAAAUGGAGAGAUCUGCCUCCACCUUCACAGGAGCCUUUUCAGAUACUUGUGUCAGAGUGACAUGAAAUCUCCCCCUUUUCUACAGCUGUAGACAAAACAUCUGCCCCUCAUUUUGAGUGUCUCCAACUGUCCCAAGUGUCAUCCCUGAGGAGGGGGUGGCCCAUGUCUAUAGUGCUUCAGAGUGCCAGUCCUCAGCCCUACACCUCCAGCAGGACUGGGGGUCACUAGCCAAAAUAAAGCACAUCCACACUCAG